Sclerotinia sclerotiorum 1980 UF-70 is the source of this 618-nucleotide messenger RNA. RefSeq lists its product as hypothetical. The record is from RefSeq and is a predicted model, not a curated record. Gene Ontology annotation, biological process: protein phosphorylation. The coding region runs from base 1 to 618 and encodes 205 amino acids. NCBI's taxonomy places the organism in Eukaryota, Fungi, Ascomycota, Leotiomycetes, Helotiales, Sclerotiniaceae. Gene Ontology annotation, molecular function: ATP binding; protein kinase activity. The transcript is spliced from 4 exons.
AUGUGGGAGAGUUUCGGAGAUCGACUUGAUCGCAAUCCCCGUCAUCGAUUUACUGAAGAUUUGCUCAAAGCGGGUUUGAAGCAACUUUCUCUUGCUCUUGAUUAUUUACAUACGGAAUGCAAGCUUGUUCAUACAGAUAUUAAGAGUGACAAUAUUCUUAUUGCACUUGAAGAUGAAAUGAUUCUUGAUGAUUUUACUCGAGAUGAGAUAAUGAACCCUUCUCCGCGGAAAUUCUUCAAUGGCAUUCCAGUUUAUGUAUCUAGACGAUUUGGAUUACCAAGAAAAUUUGGUGAUAUUUGGGAUCUGUUCGAGGACAAGCAUAUGUUCUAUGGAAAUGAUACACAUAUCAGGGGAUAUUCUACCCGAGCACAUCUCGCUGAAGUCACUGCUAUGAUAGGUCAGCCUCUAUUGGAUCUCUUGAGGCUUGGUGUAAGGAGCCAUGAAUUCUUCACUGAACAUGAUCUAACCCAUUUUCCUCCAUCCGAUCCUUCGACUCUGUGCUUGUGGUCCCCGGCGUCGAGAUCACAGACCUGUGGGACCUUCGCUCAUACUGGGGACCAACUGGCGGAUGUUCGGACUGAGGAGGCGCUUCCUUUGAAAGAGGGGUGGUUGGAUUAG